AUGCAAAACAUGAAGGAUGUAACUUCAGUUGGAAUCCACGUGGGUGCUGGCUGGGGAGAACUCCAAUGCUCCUUCCGUAUCGGAAGCAAGGAUCUGUUACCACCAUCCGAGGGGACAGAUGAGACGGUCUGUGUAUUUAAGUGUGCAGUGAAUCGGGAAACGCAAUGCAGUCGCGUCGGCAAGCAGUCCUUCAUUGUCACAUUGGGAUGUAGCAGUGUCCUCCUACAGUUUCCAUCACAGAAUGAGUUCUACUCCUUUUUCAAUAUUCUGAAAAACUGCAGAGGUCACAACCUUGAACGAUCUGUCUUCAGUGACCGAACAGAGGAGUCUUCUGCUGUGCAGUAUUUCCAGUUCUAUGGAUACUUAUCGCAACAACAGAAUAUGAUGCAAGACUACAUACGGACAGGCACUUACCAAAGAGCAAUACUCCAAAACCAUGCAGACUUUAAAGACAAGGUUGUACUAGACGUGGGAUGUGGCUCUGGAAUUUUAUCAUUUUUUGCUGUGCAGGCGGGAGCACGAAAGGUGUUUGCAGUGGAAGCAAGCACCAUGGCUCAGCAUGCUGAGCUUCUGGUAAAGAGCAACAACCUAGCAGAUCGCAUCCUCAUCAUCCCUGGGAAGGUGGAGGAGGUUAACAUCCCGGAACAGGUCGAUAUCAUUAUUUCUGAACCCAUGGGCUACAUGCUCUUCAAUGAACGAAUGCUGGAGAGUUACCUACAUGCUAAGAAAUGGUUGAAACCGAAUGGUAAUCUGUUUCCAACCCUUGGUGACGUUCACCUUGCGCCCUUUACAGAUGAGCAGCUUUACAUGGAGCAGUUUACAAAAGCAAAUUUCUGGUAUCAGCCGUCUUUCCAUGGUGUGGAUUUAUCAGCCCUGCGGGGUGCAGCAGUAGAUGAAUACUUCAAGCAGCCUAUUGUGGACACGUUUGAUAUCAGGAUUCUAAUGGCCAAGUCGGUGAAGUACACAGUGAACUUUCUAGAAGCCGAAGAGAAUGAUUUGCACCGGAUAGAAAUUCCAUUCAAGUUCCAUAUGUUACAUUCAGGGUUAGUCCAUGGUUUGGCAUUCUGGUUUGAUGUGGCCUUCAUUGGUUCCCAAAUGACCGUGUGGCUCUCAACUGCUCCAACGGAGCCUUUGACUCAUUGGUACCAAGUUCGCUGUUUGCUUCAAUCGCCACUUUUCACCAAGGCAGGUGAUACACUGUCAGGGACUGUCAUGCUGAAUGCCAAUAAAAGGCAAAGUUAUGACAUUAGUAUUCUAGCCCAGGUGGAUCAGACUGGUUCAAAAUCUAGUAAUGUACUGGACCUGAAGAACCCUUUUUUCAGGUACACAGGAACAACUCCCUCACCACCCCCAGGUUCACAUUAUGUAUCGCCAUCAGAGACCAUGUGGAAUACAUCUGGCUCUUACAACCUUAGCUCAGGACUGGCAGUAUCUGGAGUCCCAACGGCAUAUGAUCUGAGCAGUGUAAUUGCCGGUGGAUCUGCAGUCAGCCACAACAAUCUGAUUCCAUUAGCCAACACUGGGAUAGUGAAUCACACUCACUCAAGACUGGGAUCCAUUAUGAGCACAGGAUUUAUACAGGGGUCUUCAAGCGGUGGACAGGGUGGAGUGAUUGCCAGUAGCAGCUACUAUCCAAUCAACAGUCAGUUUACCAUGGGCGGCGCUGCCAUCUCCAUGGCUUCUCCAAUGUCCAUAAGCACCAACACAAUGCACUAUGGGAGCUAAGAGUUCAUGAUACUGCCUCCGACUUUUUGAACUGACACUUUUGAAAGGAUUAAAAACCAAAUCCAGAUUCAGUUCCCUCCAAAAAAACCCAAUCUCUAUGAAUUGUCCAAAUUCAUUGUCCAUGGAUUUAGUUCAGCUUGAGGGUGGGGUGGGGUGGGGGGUGGCGGGUGUGUAUGCGUGUGUGCGUGCGUGCGCGCGUCUGUUUUGUUUUUGCCAUUGGGAACGACAACAUACAAAUUAUUUGAUACCAGACUUGUAAAGUUUUAUAUAACAAAAAGGGAGGGGGAAAAUAAAUGCUGUUUUGGUCCUGCGAUUAGACUCCAUAGUUCAUAAAUUUUCUCAUCAGUUUGUCGGAGUGCUGCAAGUAACUACUAACAUAUCUUUUAAUACAGACGUGUCCAGUGUGUUGGGAGCAGAUGGCUGAUAGGAGUUAUCCAUUACCUGGUUUAUCUCUUGUCUUUUCGUCCUCUGAUAUCCCUAGCCCCCUCACCUAACGUGCCAACCCCUAUCUGAUCUCUUGAAGAUCUUGGGUUAAUGGACACUGUUAAUUGAAAGUUUCAAAAGUGACAAAUAUCAGCUAUAAACGUAAUAAAUAUUAUAAAUGUUUUUGAUAAGUAAGACAUUUUUUCAUUUAAGGAUUUUUUUUAAGUUACUUUUAAGUACGGAUAGACUGCAUGCAAAAUGUUUUUCCCCAACUCCUUUGAAACCUUCAGUGAUUGAAAAGCUUCCAGGUUCAUCUCAUGGAGAAAGUGUUUCUCAGGGCUGGAAUGAACUGAGUAGCUGUAGGAAAGGAGCAGGUAUCUGAACAUUUUGAGUUGUUUUUUGGCACCUGUCUGACUUGCUUUUGUGUGCCUUUUAUUUUCAUUUUGGCCAUUUUGCAGCAUCUCCACAAAGCCAGAAGCACGACCCUGUUUGAACUGGUGCUGUUUUCGGAGUAGCUGAAAAUUGCACUGCUGAUCUGUUUCUUGACAAUGCCAAGAGCAACCAUGUGCAGGCCAGCUCUUGAUCCAAACCAACAUAUUAUUGCUUUUUGCUUGAUGACUCUUGCAUUAAAGAGUGAACAACUAACAGUCUUA
Rhincodon typus (whale shark) is the source of this 2801-nucleotide messenger RNA. It is a transcript of the gene carm1, whose product is annotated as coactivator-associated arginine methyltransferase 1. Lineage: Eukaryota; Metazoa; Chordata; Chondrichthyes; Orectolobiformes; Rhincodontidae. Gene Ontology annotation, molecular function: protein-arginine N-methyltransferase activity. Gene Ontology annotation, biological process: peptidyl-arginine methylation. The coding region runs from base 1 to 1725 and encodes 574 amino acids. The record is from RefSeq and is a predicted model, not a curated record. The transcript has 17 exons.